AUGCGCUUACUCCACGUCGAAUCGAUGAAGCUGCACACAUUCUAUGGAGAUGGCAUCCCGCCCUAUGCCAUCCUUUCCCACACCUGGCUCAAAGACUACGAAGAAGUUACGUUCACACAGGUUCAGAAUCCUGAAGCAUGUCGCCAUCUGGCAGGGUAUCGGAAGAUCGAACUCCUACUGAACCAGGCCGCUGACGAAGGAUACGAAUACGCGUGGAUCGACACGUGCUGCAUAGACAAAACAAGCAGCGCGGAGCUGUCCGAGGCGAUCAAUUCUAUGUUCGCGUGGUAUCAGAGGUCGCAGGUGUGCUACGCGUACCUCACCGAUGUCGACAAAACCAAGAAUGAUAAUUUCAUGGAGAGUCGCUGGUGGACAAGAGCCUGGACAUUACAGGAACUUCUCGCAUCCCAGGAUGUAAUCUUUUACGAUAAUGAGUGGAACCGGAUUGGUUCGAAAUUCGAGCUCGCGGCUGUCAUCUCGAAGAAGACUGGCAUCGACAAGGAGACGUUGAGGGAGCCGGAGCAGAUGUAUCUGCGAAGCGUCGCGCAGCGGAUGUCCUGGGCAUCAACGAGACAGGCGACUCGCAUUGAAGACACCGCUUAUUCUCUCCUUGGGAUCUUCGACAUCAACAUGCCUCUACUGUACGGCGAAGGCAAGAACGCGUUCGUCAGACUGCAGCAAGAAAUUCUGAGGAACUCAAGCGAUCAGUCUUUAUUUGCCUGGGGAUUCUCCCGAGAGAGAAUACAAGAC
Trematosphaeria pertusa is the source of this 750-nucleotide messenger RNA. RefSeq names its product HET-domain-containing protein. The record is from RefSeq and is a predicted model, not a curated record. Lineage: Eukaryota; Fungi; Ascomycota; Dothideomycetes; Pleosporales; Trematosphaeriaceae. The transcript has a single exon. The annotation marks the transcript as partial.